This is a messenger RNA of Cornus florida, 1704 nucleotides long. Its product is annotated as sorting nexin 1. Bases 223 to 1428 code for a protein of 401 amino acids. Gene Ontology annotation, cellular component: endosome. The transcript has 11 exons. The record is from RefSeq and is a predicted model, not a curated record. Gene Ontology annotation, molecular function: phosphatidylinositol binding. NCBI's taxonomy places the organism in Eukaryota, Viridiplantae, Streptophyta, Magnoliopsida, Cornales, Cornaceae.
CAAGAAGUAUUUCUUUCGUUAAGAAGUGGACAGCGAAAAAAGUCUCUGUCCUCAAACACCCCCUCCUCACACACAAAAUUCAUUAACAACAAUAAUCGCGGCGGCGAACGACGGGAAUAAUCUAAUCACAUCUGUGUGUUCAGUGAGUCACCUUGGUUUGGAUCGUGAGCUCUCUAUCUGUUCUCCCUCGUCGUCCUUUGAUUCCCCAUCCCAAUAGACGCCAUGAUUGCCCAGCAAAGAAGUUUAUCAGGUUCAUCACAGAGCCCUAGAUCUCCAUCUUCACAACCAUAUCUAUCGGUCUCUGUCACUGAUCCUGCUAAGAUGGGCACUGGCGUCCAAGCUUAUAUCUCCUAUAAGGUCAUCACCAAGACGAAUUUUCCUGAGUACCAAGGGCCAGAGAAGAUUGUUAUUCGACGUUAUACUGAUUUUGUUUGGUUACGUGAUCGUCUUUUUGAGAAGUACAAGGGUAUUUUCAUUCCUCCUCUUCCCGAGAAGAGCACCGUAGAGAAGUUUAGAUUCAGUGCUGAAUUUAUUGAGAUGAGACGUCAGGCGUUGGAUAUAUUUGUUAAUCGGAUAGCUUCACAUCACGAGCUUCAGCAAAGCGAGGAUUUGAGAACCUUUUUGCAGGCAGAUGAACAGACAAUGGAGAGGGCAAGGUCUCAAGAGACUGGCAUUUUUAAGAGAAAGCCAGCGGAUUUGAUGCAAAUCUUUAAGGAUGUACAAUCUAAAGUGAGUGACGUUGUUCUUGGAAAGGAAAAGCCAGUGGAAGAAUCGAGUCCUGAAUAUGAGAAACUGAAACAUUAUAUCUUUGAGCUUGAAGAUCACUUAGCUGAAGCUCAGAAGCAUGCAUAUCGUCUGGUGAAGAGGCACAGAGAGCUCGGGCAAUCUCUGUCAGAUUUUGGAAGGGCAGUCAAGCUUCUUGGUUCUUGUGAAGGAAAUGCUCUUGGGAAGGCAUUCUCAGAGCUUGGGGGGAAGUCAGAGAUAUUAUCAGUUAAGCUGCAAAAGGAGGCCCACCACCUCUUGAUGAAUUUUGAAGAACCCUUGAAAGACUAUGUCCGUGCUGUGCAAUCUAUCAAGGCGACAAUAGCGGAAAGAGCUAAUGCUUUCAGGCAGCAAUGUGAACUGGCUGAAACACUUAAGCUGAAGGAAAUAGAUCUAAAUAAACUCAGGCUAACACGAUCAGAAAAGAUGUUAGAUGCUGAGCGUGAAUAUGAAGAGCUAAAGGCAGACAGUGAGGAAGCAACAAGAAGAUUUGAGACGAUCGUGCGGCUAAUGAAUGAAGAGAUUGUGCGUUUUCAAGAACAGAAAACACUAGACAUGGGGCUCGCUUUCCAUGAAUUUGCAAAGGGACAAGCACGCCUGGCAAAUGGUAUUGCUGAUGCCUGGCGAAGUCUCCUUCCCAAGCUUGAAGCUUGCUCUUCUCCAUAACACAGAAACCCAAAAUCAGAAAGAAACUAUUGUUCUGCUAGGUGGUAGGAAUGGCAGAGGCUGAUCUUGCUUUAUAAAGAGUGGUACUAAAUUCAGAGUGUGAGAGUUGAUUCCGCUGUUCUAGUGUUGUAAGUUCGGUGAUUUUCCGUGGUUUUAUUUUAUUUUUUAAUCUUGUAUCUUACUCCAUAUAAGCAAAAAAAAAAAAAACUGAGUUCUAAAUAUUUUGGAAUACUGUUUAUGAAGCAAAAGUCAAAAAGAAUUUCAUUUGAAUCUUAA